AUGGAAGGGAAGGAGCUGUAUUUUGCUUUUGCAUCAAAUUUAAGUGAAAGAAAAAUGAAAGAACGCGGAGCAAAAUUUACUUCUCGCGAGAGCGCAGUGCUUCGCGGAUAUCGCUUCGUCUUCAACACCAACUGGAAAGAUGAUGGUUUUGGUUACGCUAAUAUCACCCCAGACGAAGGUUCCGCGGUUCAUGGCGCUUUAUACAUCUGCGAGAAGGGAAGCAUGUGUGAAAUGGAUCACGAGCACAUUCAUGAAGGCAAUCGUUUUCACCGAGUGAUCGUUAAAGUGGAAAAGAGAAACGGGGAAGUUGUCGAUGCGAUUGCGUACAAAGCGAAUAAGGAAUGUGUUAAAGGUGGGUUGAAGCCGAGCGAAAUUUAUCUCAAUGAAAUACUUGAAGGAGAGGAUCUUCUUCCAAAGGAGUACGCAGCGUACUUACGAAACUUGAAGGGUUAA
Porites evermanni is the source of this 453-nucleotide messenger RNA. NCBI's taxonomy places the organism in Eukaryota, Metazoa, Cnidaria, Anthozoa, Scleractinia, Poritidae. The record is from the annotation of a GenBank genome assembly.